AUGACGCGAUGCAGCUCCGUGGCGAUUGAUACAAGCGCGAACUCCGACGGCAGCAGUGGGGUCUGCGUUUUGACGAUGGCGCGAGGAAGAAGAGGGUGUGGUGGCUUCGUGCUCGUGGAUGCAGUCCGCGGCCGCUAUAAUAUGUGGCGUGCACGAGCUAUGGCUAACAGGAGGAGGAGGAACACCGCUGGAGCUGAUGACAUAGCUCAGGCGAUCCAUCGUAUGGUGGACGCGAUACAGCACAUAGUGGCGCCACCCAAGGCUGUAGUGGCACCUACUCGGCCAGUAGCUAUGGAGGAUUUCAUGAAACACCGGCCGGCCAAGUUCUCUGGCAAGGCCACUCCUGACGAGGCAGAUGCUUGGAUGCGGGAGUGUGAGAAGAUCUGUAGAGUGCUGGGAUGCACAGAUGAGCAGAGGCUGUUGUUUGUCACGUUUCUUCUAGUGGCAGACGCAGAGUAUUGGUGGCAGGGGAUGCAGCAGUUGAUGCAGACCCGUGGGGAGCAGGUGACGUGGACUGUCUUCAGGACGAGGUUCCUGGAGAAGUACUUUCCCGACAGUGCGAGGCACGAAAGGGAGGCAGAGUUCCUUACUCUUCAGCAGGGGACUAUGACCGUGGCGGCUUAUAUAGAGAGGUUUGAAUACCUGGCGCGUUUCUACACUGUAGAGGUUACUGAGGAGUGGAGGUGUAGGAGGUUCGAGGGCGGAUUAAAACAUGAGAUACGCCGCUUCAUUGUGCCACUUCGGAUUAGAGAGUUUCCAGUUUUGGUCGAGCAGGCCAAAACUGUGGAGCAGUUGGAGACUGGGUCGAGUAGUGGGGGGAAACAGCAGAGGACUACCUCAGAUGUCAGACCUCAGAGGAAACCUUAUAGCAGACCGCCGACUACCUGGGGAAGAUUACGGUGUUUUAACUGUGGCGGGGAACACUUGAGGAGGGAUUGUACUAAGCCUGCCAGCAGUACAGGUGGAGGCAGUAGUACUGGGAGGUGCUACGCAUGCCAGCAGACAGGGCACUUUGCACGUCAGUGUCCUAACAGAAGACAAGCUGGUGGUGCGCCAGCUACGAGACCAGUAGGAGACCGACCAAGAGCACCGGGGCGUGUGUUCGCUUUGACGACCACAGAGGCGAAACAGUCAGGUAAUCUUUUGCAGUUUCUAUGUUUGUUGUGUGACCACGAGGUAUUGGUGUUGUUCGACUCAGGAGCCACUCAUUCGUUUGUGUCUAAUGAAUGUGUGAGGAGGCUCGGGCUCACGAUGCGAGAGCUGGGGUGCGAGCUUUUAGUGGCGACGCCAGCGUCUGGAGAGGUAUCCACCACUUCUAUGUGCGUGGGGUGUCCUAUGGAGGUGGCAGGCCGUAGGUUCAGGUUGAACCUCAUUUGUUUGCCGAUGGAGGGUCUAGACGUGAUUCUGGGAAUGGAUUGGUUGUCGAGUAACCAUGUCGUCAUUGAUUGCGGGCAACGUCAGAUAGUGUUUCCUGAGACGGUGGGGCUAGAACUGAUCUCGUCUAAUCAGGCGGCGAGAGAGAUUGAGGCUGGAGCUACCUGUUACAUGAUUGUGGCUCAGGCAGAGAAGAUGAGCACGGUCGAGCAGAUUAGCAGGAUCCCGGUAGUGGAUGAAUAUGCAGAUGUAUUUCCGGAUGAGAUUCCAGAACUACCGCCUAGCAGGGAUGUAGAUUUCUCCAUUGAUCUCAUCCCUGGCGCUGGGCCAGUUUCUAUGGCACCGUACAGAAUGGCGCCUGCUGAGUUAGCUGAGCUAAAGAAACAGAUUGAGGAUCUGCUUGAGAAGAAGAUUGAUGAUCUGUUGGAUCAGUUGAGGGGAGCUGCGGUGUUCUCAAAAAUAGACCUGAGAUCUGGGUAUCAUCAGAUCCUUGUCAGGCCGGAGGAUGUCCAGAAGACAGCUUUUCGAUCACGGUAUGGUCACUACGAGUAUGUAGUGAUGCCUUUUGGGGUGACCAAUGCGCCGGCUAUAUUCAUGGAUUACAUGAAUAGGAUUUUCAGGCCAUAUUUAGAUCAGUUUGUAGUAGUGUUUAUCGAUGACAUUCUGAUCUACUCCGAGAGCAGAGAAGAACACGCAGAGCAUCUGAGAGUAGUAUUGGGGAUUCUCAGAGAGCACCAGUUGUAUGGGAAGUUGUCGAAAUGUGAAUUCUGGUUGGAAGAGGUACAAUUCCUGGGCCAUGUGAUCUCAGCCCAAGGAAUAGCCGUUGAUCCGGCGAAGAUAGAGACUGUGGUGAAGUGGGAGAGGCCCCAAACAGUUUCAGAGGUGCGGAGUUUUCUGGGUUUGGCAGGGUAUUAUCGACGGUUUGUGGAGGGUUUCUCCAAGAUGGUGAGUCCUCUUACACAGCUUACGAGAAAGGACCAGCCUUUCUCGUGGACAGAUGAGUGUGAAGCUUGCUUCGAGGAUAUGAAGAGGAGACUGACCACCGCACCGAUAUUGGCAAUCCCUGACACGACUAAAACAUUUGAUGUGUAUUGUGAUGCCUCGUAUCAGGGGUUAGGCUGUGUGCUGAUGCAGGAUAAACGACCUGUAGCUUAUGCAUCGAGACAGUUGAAGGUGCAUGAGAAGAAUUACCCGACACACGACUUGGAGUUAGCGGCAGUCGUGUUUGCCCUCAAGACAUGGAGGCAUUACCUGUAUGGAGCGCAGUUCCAGGUAUUCAGCGAUCAUAAAAGCUUGAAAUACUUGUUUGAUCAGAAAGAGCUGAAUAUGAGACAAAGGCGUUGGAUGAAGAAGAGAAUUCAUGUAUCAGCUAUGAUGAUUAGGGAGUUGGAGCUGAUAGAACAGUUGAGGGACAUGAAUCUGGGGUUGGAUAUGGGGCCUGGACAGAUACGAUGCAGCAUGCUGAGGAUCACGAAUGAGUUCCUAGAUGAGCUUCGGGUGGAACAGGGGAAGGAUCAGGAACUGCAGAUGAUAAUUGGAGAGUUGGGCACUGAGAAGAGGAAGGAUUUCCGAAUGGGCAGCGACGGGAUCCUACGGUUCAGGGAGAGAGUGUGUGUUCCAAACAGCAGGACGGAUGUGGCUGAUUACGUCGCUUCUUGCUUGGUAUGUCAGAAAGCGAAGAUAGAACACCAGCGACCGGGUGGUAUGUUAGAACCUCUGGAUAUUCCACAGUGGAAAUGGGACAGCAUUUCCAUGGAUUUCAUCACUCACCUGCCGAGAUCAGUGAAAGGACACGACUCAAUCUGGGUGAUAGUAGACAGGUUGACGAAGUGUGCUCAUUUUCUGCCGAUUAACCAGAAGAUGAAUAUGGAUAGGCUGGCGGAUUUGUAUGUGCGAGAGAUUGUUAGAUUACAUGGAGUGCCAGCGAGUAUUGUGUCAGAUAGAGAUCCGAGGUUCACAUCGAGGUUCUGGCAGUCGCUGCAGAAUGCUUUGGGUACUCAGCUCAGGAUGAGCUCCGCCUAUCAUCCUCAGACAGAUGGACAGUCUGAGCGGACUAUACAGUCGUUGGAGGACCUGUUGAGGACCUGUGUUUUAGACCAUCUGGGUACAUGGAGUGAUGUGUUACCAUUGGUAGAAUUCACGUAUAAUAACAGUUACCAUACCAGUAUUGGAAUGGCUCCCUACGAGGCCCUGUAUGGUAGGAGAUGUAGGACGCCAUUGUGUUGGCAACAAGAUGGUGAGGCAGUGGUUCUUGGGCCAGAGUUCUUACAGCAGACCACCGAGAAGGUGAGGGUGAUUCAGGAUCGGAUGCGCGCGACUCAGAGCAGGCAGAAGUCGUACGCGGACAAGAGGAGGAGGCCGCUUGAGUUUGAGGCAGGGGACCACGUAUUUCUUAGAGUUACCCCUACUGCAGGUAUUGGCAGGGCACUUAAAUCGAGGAAGCUGACACCUCGAUUCAUCGGACCAUAUCAGAUCAUGAGGAGGAUUGGUCCUGCAGCGUACGAGAUGGCAUUGCCACCACACUUGGGAAACUUACAUAAUGUUUUCCAUGUGGCACAGUUGAGAAAAUAUGUAGCCGAUCCCACACAUAUUCUGGAGGAUGACGAUGUGCAGAUACGGGAGGACUUAACCAUUGGAGCCGGACCAGUGAGAAUCUUGGAUUCUCAAACGAAACAGCUCAGAGGGAAGGAAAUCAAAACCGUGAAAGUCCUAUGGGAUGAGGCAACUCAAGAAAUGACAUGGGAGAUGGACGAUGUCAUGAGGCGGUCCUAUCCUCAUCUCUUCACUGGAUUUGUAUAUUCCAUUUUUAAAGAUUGUGAUUCUGGGAAAUUUCCAGAAUUAGUCUGUCCGCGGCCGGUGAGUGCAGUUCGGCGUGGUGGUGACUGCAGGACGCGUGGAGAAGGCGAUGCAAUCGUGGUCUACCGGUGCAGCAGCGGUGACGGGGUUUUUCGGGGUGAGCGCAUCGUGGUGGCUGCGCUCCGGCGUGAGCAGCGGUGGCAGGACUGGUUCAUGGCGGCCAUGAGGGAUGCUGGCGGCGAGAGAGUGGUGGAGAGGGAGAAGGAGAUUAGGUCUGAGAUAGUGGUGAGUAUGGAUUAG
This is a messenger RNA of Vigna unguiculata (cowpea), 4470 nucleotides long. Lineage: Eukaryota; Viridiplantae; Streptophyta; Magnoliopsida; Fabales; Fabaceae. The record is from RefSeq and is a predicted model, not a curated record.